Molecule: messenger RNA, 3404 nt
Organism: Protopterus annectens (West African lungfish)
Lineage: Eukaryota; Metazoa; Chordata; Ceratodontiformes; Protopteridae
Gene: KCNE4
Product: potassium voltage-gated channel subfamily E regulatory subunit 4
Exons: 2
Coding region: 123-629 (168 amino acids)
Biological process (GO): regulation of heart rate by cardiac conduction; regulation of ventricular cardiac muscle cell membrane repolarization; negative regulation of delayed rectifier potassium channel activity
Cellular component (GO): membrane
Molecular function (GO): voltage-gated potassium channel activity involved in ventricular cardiac muscle cell action potential repolarization; potassium channel regulator activity; delayed rectifier potassium channel activity
Source: RefSeq, a predicted model, not a curated record
CAUGGGAAAAUACAACUCCAGUAGUACAAGACAGUCUUGUAAAAUCAAUAUUCUUGGAAGUGUUUUAGUUGAUGCUGCUUUUGAAGUAAUAUUUGCAACAUAAAAGAGUCUUUCUGUUGAAGAUGAGUCAAACUGCAAAUGGAACAGCAACUAGCAUGAUGGAGUCAUCUAGUCAUCAAAAUGUUAGCAAUGCCCAUGGAGGAAGUGAAUAUUCUUACAUUUUGAUAGUCAUGUUAUUCUAUGGCAUUUUCUUGUUGGGAAUAAUGUUUGGUUACAUGAGGUCCAAAAGGAAGGAUAAGAAUGCAAAUCUGCUUUUACUCUAUGAAGAUGAAAAGAUGGAAUGGCGUGUAAAGAGGAAAUCACUUCCAUCCAUUUCUGGCCUGAAAUCUAUGCAGAAGCCCCUAGUGUUUAGUGCUCUGCAAGGUAGCAGGAUUCAAGCCCUAUCUUGUGCGAUGUGCUCCAUGGAAGGUAACAGCAAUGGUUCUGAAUCUUCUUUCCCUGAUAUUCACCUCACUAUUCAUGAAGAAGAGAGUGACAGUGAGCACGGAGAUGGAUCUGUAAUACUUCUUCAUGAGAUCUCUGAAAGCAGUGAAGAAUCCUCUGAAAAACUCAAUCAAUUAAUUUCCUAGCAAAUGACAAGAUUUUUCCAACUCAACAUGAUGUCAAACCUUGAAGCUGACUCACUGCAGCGUGGUCUAGCUUUCCAAUGAGCAGUAAGCCUUCCCAUCCACUUAGGCUUCACCAUCCUUAACAGAAUGCCAAGUGAAGAAGAAGAAGGGGAGAAGAAGAGUUAAUGUGAAACAGUCAAUGCAGAAAUUAAAAAAAAAAAGACAUGUUUGUACUUUGAAAGAUGAGACUGACAUUUCAGAUGGCAGUUUUAUAUAUAUAUUUAUAUAUAUAUAUUUAAAUGUACAUAACAAACACACAGUGGAUCUUACAACUGACAUAUUGCAAUGGGCAACUAAUUGAAACAAAAGACAUAUUCUGAAGAUGUAAUUUAAUCUUACAAGACAAGUGAUUUAUUGCCACGAACAAAUAAUUGACACUAAAACAUAUUUUGAUGAUGUAAUUUAAUGGCAUUAAUAUAUUGUUCAUUAUUUUUGUGUUUGAUCAGAUUUCUCAAACAUCAUUUGUAAUAUACUCUUUGUACAGUGCACAUUCUGUUCUGCUUAUCUUGGAUGACUAGUAAAUCAGAAGACUGGGUUGACAUGAUGGUAAAGGUGUUUACCUCACAGACAUAAGGUACAGGCUUUGCUUCUUGGGAAGUAUGGCUAGAUUUAAAAGGGCUCACCUGGGGUCAUUGGCCUAGUAAUCACCUAUAAUCACUGCAUUAUUGAAUGUGCUGCUACUAGUGGUCUGGGGUUAAGAUAAGGAAGGAGCUAAGCUGGGGAAUGAAACAGGAGCAGAUUUUCUUGCACUAUUUUUAUCACCCAAAAAUGGGGUACUAAUUGCUUCAUUUUAUCCCCCGAGUGAUUGUAGGUGACAAACUGCAAUCAUAGUCACUCCACAGGCAUGAUUGCAUGACUGUCCCAUCUGGUGAUGUAUGCUGCAGUUUUGCUCACUUGCUUCUGGAUAUACCUUCUCAUUUGUUGGCAAAUUGUGAGCUAGAGUGAGAUGUGGAAGCUUUGCAGGAAACAUGGUAAACUGUUGAGCUCUUGCAAAUCAUGCAUUUGUAUUCCAGAUUGUCUUUUCUUCUGCAACUAUUUAAAAUGUUCAUCAGUAAUGUUGGAGUAGCAACAAUCUGUGGAGAAAUGGAUUCAUUGUUGAUGAAGGGGGUGGUCUGUUGUUGAAGAAAGGAAACAUAAGGUACUUUCCUUUUGAAAAUAGUAUAUGUUGACUUACUUCUCUAAAUAUUAAAUCUGAACAGGGACAUCAGUAAAUGUGGUAUAUAAUACUUUUAAGUCUUUUUCACUGAACAUAUUUUUAUACCAAGAAACAAAAUAUUUGGUCUGGUAGUUUAGCUUAGACAUCAGACUAAAGUCACUGUUACAAGUGUUUUUAUAACUUCAGCAGCAUAACUCCUAAAAUGAUUUCUUAUUGUUUAAUUAGACAAUGAUAAGGCAGUUCCCAUUUACAUGCAGACAUGCCCUGGCCCGGGUAACUGCAUUUACACUCUAAACUCAAUAGUAUUAUAAAAACAACAAUUUGCUUAAUUUAUAAAUGUCUUAAUGCUUGCAUAUGUAAAAAUUCAAAGUUGUUGAGCAAUUCAGCCAUAAAAGCUACUGAAGUUGCAGAUGCUAUAUCAGAGUUAUGGCAUGUGCUUGUGUGUGUGUGUGUGUGUGUGUGUGUGUGUGUGUGUGUGUGUGUGUGUAUGUGUGUGUGUGUUUGUGUGCACACGCAUGCACAUAUAUCAAUACUUAUCACUAUCUUUCUCUAUCUGUCUUUAUUUCUCCAAUUGCCAACUUUUUCCAACAGUUCAGGGACAUAGAGAGCCUAUCCCAGAACUCAGUGGGAAAAUGGCAGAGAAACUAAUCCAGGGCAGUACGCCUGUCUACUAUGCAACAUGCACAUGCAGUCUCUCACAAAAGGCAUGCACACCUACAGACAAUCUAGGGGAUUUCCAGUUCAGCUAUUGCAUGUCUUUGGGAUGUGAAAUGAAAUAGGAACACAGGAAAAACCCUGACAUACACAAUAAGGACAUGCAAACUCCCCACAAAAAACACCUUAGUGGAUGGCUGAACUGGUGGAUAAAGUGUUGUGAUACAACAGAAUAAAUCAAUGGCAUGACUACGUUACCAAUAUAUCCUAACAGUAACCAUAAAUAAUAAUAUUGUGACAGUAAUACAUAAGAGGUGAAAAGUAGUAUUUUAUUACCACUAUACUGGCAUCAUCAGUAAACUACCACACAUGAAAAUAUGGUAAAAUAAGAGAGAACACACUUAUAUCUGCACACAAUGAAAUCAUUGCAAGUUUUCACACAGAAAACAAUAAUAAACAAGUCUAUCUAAAGAUUCAUUCCCUACAUUAAAACAAUUAUCUGCAACUUGCUAUAACAACAUUUACACAUUAAUAUAGUAAUAAAUGUAGUAAAAAUGCAUCUAAACUGUAGAGAACUUCACACAAAUGCCUCAGAAUAGUCGUGAAAUGGACAGAAUUAACUAUCCUCAAAAAAAAAAAAAGAAAAGAAAAAGAAAUUAAAUCCUAAUACAGAUAGUAAAGAAAUGACCAUGCAUCUCACAUUCUACAGGAACAAAGCUUAAACAUAAAUCUGUUAAACAGUACACAUUGAAUAUAUAUUUAGACACCAGAACAAUCAAAGGAAAUAUUGAGAACCUAACUAUCCUUUUCCCAGAUAAACCAAUUGGGUCUACUUUAGGACCUCGAAAGUUUAAUAGCUCGAAUGCAUAUGGAUCGAACCAUAUGCAUCAAGCUAUUAAACAAUCGAAUUCCAAAAAAAAAAAAAA